AUGUUUAAUUUAUUGACAACUAAAUCAUGUGUAGUUGUUAAUAAAUGUCAUGGUAGUUUAGUCAAUCCACUAACGACUCUAUUAAAAUCUACAACAUCAACUACAUCAGUAUUCACUAGUAACAAUAUAUAUUCAUUAUCUUUAUUUAACAAUAGUUUUGCAACUACAUCAACAAACUAUGGUAAUAACAAAAAUAAAAAUAGCAAUAAUAAAUCAAAGAUAUCAUCUAUUGGUGUAAGAAAGUCAGAUAGAUAUGAAAAAUCAACAAAAGCAAGACAAUCCGGUGACAGAAGUAGAGAUAAAUAUUCAUCGUCAUCAUCAUCAUCAUCAUCAUCGUCAUCACCUAUAAAGAAUAAGAAAAAGAUGUUACUUCCGAUUUCAAAUUCAAAGGAUUUUAAGAGUGUUAAUAGAUUUACACAAAAUGCCGCUGGAUCUUCAUCUAUAUCACCAUCAUCAUCAUCAGCUUCAAAGUUGGUAAAACAAAAGGCAAAUAAAGUAAUUGUUGAACAUCCAGAUGAAGAUGUCACUGUUAUACAAUCAAAGUCAACUUUUGUCGAUGGUCUGAAUCCUGAGCAUUCUGGAAGUGGUGCAGCGUUCGCCCGACUCGGUCUAGUGCCAACGCUGGUGCAAUCGCUUCGCGAGAUGAACAUUACUAUUCCCUCGACCAUUCAGCAACUUGCGAUACCAGAGAUAUUGUCAAAGAAAUCCGAUGUCCUCUUUGUUUCACAAACCGGUACCGGUAAAACACUUAGCUAUCUACUGCCUGUCUUUCAGAAUCUAAAGCAAUCGGAGCAACGCGAACAAACCGAACUGGAAGCACAACAAGCUGACAAACAGAAGCAACUAGAACAACAACUCAGAGACAAAGGUAUCGAUGAUCCAAGUCGAUUUGGCAUCGAUAUAGAAGCGAGCUUAUCACAGGCCAAAGAGAGAAUGCCUGCCAGACCCAGAGCUAUCAUUCUCGUGCCAACAAGAGAGUUGGUAAAACAAGUAUCUCAAGUCACCAAACAGAUUGCACAUCAUCAUAAACUAUCAUGUACCGGAAUAGCACGUGGUGGCGGUGAAAACGCUAAACAUCUAAAAGAUUUCAAAGAGAGACCGAUCGAUAUCGUUGUUUCUACACCCGGUGUAUUAAUACAAUUAAUAGAGAAUAAACAAAUAUUCUUUGGUUAUUUAGAGUAUUUGGUUGUAGAUGAAGCAGAUUCAAUGUUUACAGAUGGUAAAGGAUUUGAUGAAGAUAUGAAAAAGAUAUUGACACCUAUAGAGUAUCGUUUGAUGAAUAAGAACAUACCCGACUACAAGAAUAUCUAUUCUGUCAUUUGUAGUGCAACUUUAACACAGCAGUUGAUGAGCACUAUCAAAUCAUUAUUCCCAAGUAUCUCAAAGAUCUCUACACCCUACAUACACAAGUCACUCAACACAUUAGAGCAACAAUUCAUAACAGUUAAAGGUGGUGAUAAACAUGAGGCAUUAUUAAGAUCAGUUACACCAUCAAAGAGUAAGAAAAUAUUGAUUUUUUGUAAUUCACCAGAUUCAUGUAGAUCUACAGAGCACUUUUUGAAUGAGAAUGGAUUCUCUGUGACUUCAUUGCACGGCGAUAUACCCUCGAGGUUGAGACAGAGCAACUGGAAGGAGUUUUCAAUGGGUGAGAAACAAAUUCUGGUUUGUACAGACAUUGCAUCGCGUGGUAUAGAUAUCAAGUCAGUGGAACAUGUCAUUCUCUUUGACUUUCCUUCUAAUCCUAUAGACUAUCUUCAUCGUAUCGGUAGAACUGCACGUGCAGGUCAACGUGGUGUUGUAACAUCUAUCAUCGGUAAGAAAGAUCUAGUAUUAUCAAACGCAAUUCAAGAAGCACUUAAAAGAGGUGAUAGUUUAGAAUCACUUUCAUCAAAUAAAAGAUUAAAUAAAUAUUAA
Messenger RNA from Heterostelium album PN500, 1914 nucleotides. Its product is annotated as DEAD/DEAH box helicase. The transcript has 3 exons. The record is from RefSeq and is a predicted model, not a curated record. Gene Ontology annotation, molecular function: RNA helicase activity; nucleic acid binding; ATP binding. The coding region runs from base 1 to 1914 and encodes 637 amino acids. NCBI's taxonomy places the organism in Eukaryota, Evosea, Eumycetozoa, Acytosteliales, Acytosteliaceae.